AUGCUCGAUGAUGAGCUUCAGUCGGCUCUCGACAAGCGCGCUGCCAAAGGAACCCUCCGUCAGCUCACAGUGUACCCCACUAUCCCAUCCUCGUCUUGUUCUUCCGCCACGGCCGCUUCAUCUCAGCAACCACUAGUAGAUUUCUCGAGCAACGACUACCUCAGCCUCGCUACCUCUUCACGCGUUUGCGCCGACUUUGCCUCGAUCGUCACUCGCAACUCAACGCUCUCCUCUCAACUCGGCAGUGCAGGCUCCCGACUGCUCGAUGGCAACUCUGCGAUCCAUGAAGAGAUCGAGAACGACCUCACCGAGCAUUUUGGAUCUUCGACAGCUGGUCUGCUCUUCAACUCGGGCUACGAGGCCAAUGUGUCGCUGCUCAGCACGCUGCCUCAACCCAAAGAUGUGGUCAUCUACGACGAGCUCGUUCACGCUUCUGUACACGAUGGGCUCAGGCGGUCUCGGGUGCCCGCUCAUCUGCGAAUCCCGUUUCAGCAUAACUCGGUCGAACAUCUCGAGCAGAUACUUGCUCGUUUGAAGCAAGAUGGAACGCUGACAACAGGAUGUAGCAGCAGCAGCAGUAGCGGCGGCAGCGGUACCGGGGCUACUGGGCGAAACGUCUGGCUGGCGGUGGAGAGCGUUUACUCGAUGGACGGCGAUGUGUGUCCCUUGGAGUCGUUGCUGGAUACCAUGUCCCGCUAUGUCGAUCGCAAUCGCAUCUGUACCGUCGUCGACGAGGCCCACUCCACAGCGCUGUACGGCUCGCGCGGGCGCGGACUGGUCAAUGCUUUGGGUCUGCAAGCCGAUCCACGAAUUGCAGCACGCCUCAUGACAUUCGGCAAAGCAUGGGGAGCUUCAGGAGCCAUUGUGCUCUGCAGCAAGACAGCAAGACAUUACCUCAUCAACUACGCCCGGCCGCUCAUCUUCAGCACUGCUCUAGGCUACCCGCAGCUCGCGUCGAUCCUCGCAUCAUUCAACUCGAUCAAGGACGGCACCGCGCAAGUUGCGGCGCGCAAGACAUUCUCCAACGCUAGAAGGCUCGUUGAUGGCUUUGAGGCUGUCAUUCGAGCACAAACAGCGGGUACACAGAGAAGCGUUGCACUGCCGCCUCAUCUUCGACCCGACUUUGCCGGUAGUGGUGGGAAGCAGCGCGAGGAAACCGACUUUGUGAGCUGGUCGAUGCAGCAGCCAUCGCCGAUCAUUCCGCUGUUGACGGACCACGCUAGAGAUCUUGCAGCGCAUCUGAGGUCGAACGGCUUGCUGGCAAGGCCGAUUUGCUAUCCUACGGUGCCUAAGGGGGAAGAUAGGGUAAGGAUCUGCGUUCAUGCGGACAACACGGUGGAGGACAUAGAUCGGCUCAUUCAAUGUGUCAGGCAGUGGGUCGAUGCAGACGAAAGACAGCUGAGGGGACUCGCAAGAGGAGCACAGGAUGGCCGAAUCAGGACGUCUGCUCAGCUGCUGGCGUCCAAAUUGUAA
Sporisorium graminicola is the source of this 1473-nucleotide messenger RNA. RefSeq lists its product as uncharacterized. The record is from RefSeq and is a predicted model, not a curated record. Gene Ontology annotation, biological process: biosynthetic process. The transcript has a single exon. Gene Ontology annotation, molecular function: transferase activity; pyridoxal phosphate binding. NCBI's taxonomy places the organism in Eukaryota, Fungi, Basidiomycota, Ustilaginomycetes, Ustilaginales, Ustilaginaceae. The coding region runs from base 1 to 1473 and encodes 490 amino acids.